UCGUCGAGUUGGAGGAUGGUAACAUCGAUAUCCUUUUUUGUGCAAUGCAUAUCCAACAAACACACAAUGAGUGAUUCCCUCGGGCUGGUGCAGUUCCUGAAUGCUGUUAGCGAGAUGGCCAGAGGCGCAGAUGUGCCAUCUGUGCUGCCCGUCUUGGAAAGGGAGCUCUUGAAUGCGCAAAAUCCGCCACGUAUAACAUGUAUGCAUCAUGAAUAUGAGGAGGUACACGACACCAGGGGUACACUAGGGGUUAUGGAUGAUCAUAAUACGGUUCACCGAUCUUUCUUCUUUGGCCCUAAAGAGAUAAAAGCCCUUAGAAAGCGAAUUCCCCAGACCCUUGGUCCAUGCUCUACAUUUGAAGCACUAACAGCCUGUGUAUGGAGAUGCCGCACGGUUGCCUUUGGGGUAGACCCUGAUGAGACUUCCGUACGUGUUUCAUGUCUAAACAAUGUGCGGGGCAAACGGGGUUUGCAGUUGCCUUCUGGUUACUAUGGCAAUGCAUUUGCCAACCCAGCUGCAGUUACAAAGGCCGGAGAACUCUGUAACAAUCCACUGGGAUAUGCAGUGAAGUUGGUGAAGAAGGCCAAGGCUGAAAUGAGCGAGGAGUACAUAAGAUCAGUAGCAGAUUUUAUGGUAAUUAAAGGGCGGCCCUCCUACACACGUACAGGGAACUUCAUCAUUUCUAAUAACACCCGGGUUGGCUUUCAGGAGAUUGAUUUCGGGUGGGGGAAGCCCUUAUAUGGUGGGCUUGCUAAGGCCAUGUCUAUUAUUAGCUUCUGUCUGCGGUUUAGAAAUAGUAAAGGAGAGGAAGGGGUUGUUGUCCCGAUAUGCUUGCCCCUUCAAGUUAUGGAAAGGUUUGGACAGGAGGUAAAGAGAAUGAUUGCAGAGGAAGUUGCAUCCAAGCUCUAAAUAAAAUAUGAACGUACUUACAUUGAUAUUGUCAGAGUACAUUGA
Messenger RNA from Vitis vinifera (wine grape), 954 nucleotides. RefSeq names its product methanol O-anthraniloyltransferase-like. The record is from RefSeq and is a predicted model, not a curated record. Gene Ontology annotation, molecular function: acyltransferase activity, transferring groups other than amino-acyl groups. Lineage: Eukaryota; Viridiplantae; Streptophyta; Magnoliopsida; Vitales; Vitaceae.